Messenger RNA from Ochlerotatus camptorhynchus, 4141 nucleotides. It is a transcript of the gene rib, whose product is annotated as ribbon. Gene Ontology annotation, biological process: regulation of transcription by RNA polymerase II. The record is from RefSeq and is a predicted model, not a curated record. Gene Ontology annotation, molecular function: protein binding; DNA binding; DNA-binding transcription factor activity, RNA polymerase II-specific. Gene Ontology annotation, cellular component: nucleus. NCBI's taxonomy places the organism in Eukaryota, Metazoa, Arthropoda, Insecta, Diptera, Culicidae. The coding region runs from base 101 to 4093 and encodes 1330 amino acids. The transcript has 7 exons.
CCGGCAAUCACAAUCCUUAUGAAGAACAUCUAAUGAGUUCAUGAUCAACGAAUUCAACUAUUUUUGAAAUAAGCCAAGAAAAUCCAAUACACUGGCCACCAUGGGUAGCAGUGAAGCGCAGACCUACUGCCUACGAUGGAACAACCACAAGUCCAACCUGGUCGAGAUCCUGGAUGCGCUCAUCAAGAUGGAGUGCUACGUCGACUGCACGAUCUUCGUCGACGAGCAUGUCCAGUUCAAAGCGCAUCGGGUCGUUCUGGCGGCCAAUUCCCCCUAUUUCCAAGCCAUUUUGCAGGACGUUCCCAUGGAUCACUGCACUAUUCUAUUUCCUGGGGUGCAGGAGUUCGAAAUGCGAGCUCUCCUGGAGUACAUGUACACUGGAGAGGUUAACGUAACACAGUCACAGAUUCCAAGGAUCAUGAAGAUUGCCGAACAGUUAGAAGUCAAAGGACUGUUCGACAUGGCCGACAUAAAAGGAAGGUUCGAGAAGAUGGUCGUAGAUCAUGAGCGAGAUCGAGACCCGCCGUAUGUAAGCAAUAACAACUACAGUGGCAAACCUCAGCCACCGUCCAGCAAUCAACAGUCACCUCCGGUCAUUUCGACCUCUACGAACGUUUCCAUUGCUCAGAGCAGUAGCUCAUCUCCACCGUACACGUACAAGUCGCCAUACACGAGUUUGUACUCUCGCACCAGUCCCACAGCCAUAGAACGAGACAGAGACCGUGAACGCGACCGUGAACGGGACCGGGAACGCGAGUUCGAAGACCGAGAACGUCGCGAACAAUCAUCAUCCUACACCCAUCCUCCCCCGCAUCCUUCGUAUUCCCAUCAGAAUGAACCUCCCCAAGAUGAACAGCCACAAACAUCGUCCGCUUCGUCAUCCUCCUCAGCUCCGCAUCCGUCACAAAACCUCCGGUGGUCACUGCCGGGUCAGAUUCCUGUUACCCUGCAUCAACCGCAGCUCCACAAUAUGCUCAGCUCAGUUUACGACUCAAGCUCGGAUAUGAACCCGCUCAAACGCAAGAAACUCCAGUCCAUGUCCAGCAUGCUUCGUGACACCCCGAUCCUACGGAAUGUACUUGCUCAACCCAAUGUUGCCGACUCGUCUCAAUCUUGUCCUUCAACGAUGUCACUUCAACAACCUCCCACAGCUUCUGCUGCAGCCACGUCUGUCGCUGGACACCAUCAUCCUUCGGAACUGGUCAGCAGCCAUCACUCCAACGGUGGUGGAUACAAGCACCUAAAAGAGCCGCUGUCGCCAUACGCCGACAAAUCGUACGACGACGAAGCCAUGCUUGAACCCCGCCUCAACUACAGUGCCGACGAUGCCCGCCUGGCGUCGUACGUUCCCCAUCAGCAACAGAAGCCGGAGUGGAAACGAUACAAGCAAUACACCCGCACGGACAUCCUGAAUGCGAUCGAAUGCGUCCGCAAGGGUAUGAGUGCCCUACAGGCAUCGCGUAAGUUUGGCGUCCCAUCGCGCACUCUGUACGAUAAGGUGAAAAAGUUAGGAAUCACAACCGGUCGACCGAUGAACCGUACGAUCAAGCGAAGUCCUAGUUCAGGUGGCAGUCCUGCAUCAUUCCCCUACGGAUUGAGUGGAGCGUCCCAUAUGUUCGGUCCAGGACACCCGGCAGAACAGCAUAUGCCAUCGCAAUCGCAAAUGCAACAUGGCGACGAAGAUAAGUCGCGAAGAAUGGAACAUUCAGGCCACCACUUGCCGCCGACGAUUCCCCAUCCGGCGGCAGCCUUGCUAGAUCCGUCGUUCCUCCAGCAGGCCCUGGAGGCACGUGGGGGAGAAGCACUGCAAGCGAUGGCUUUUGCUGCAGCGGCUCAUGCUGCUGUAAAUGGAAUCAAUACCUCUCCCGGUACGCAUGGUUCCGCUAGGUCACCUAGUCCGAAUGUCCUGAUGAAGUACAUGCGUUCAGUUUCAAUGAGCUCUCCGGAGGAUCGUGAGGGACCUCGUGAUCCCAGCGAGGGUGAUCGUCACCAUCACAGCAACGGAUCCGAAGGUUACGAAAGGCCGGAACGCAGGCCAAGUGAGCACGAAGAUCUUCGGGAUGUAAGCGGCGGGGCGGAUGAUCUCGUGGAGGAUCUGUCUAUGGCACGACGUGGGCCGGACUCGGAUCGUGGAUCGGUUUCACCACCAACACUGCCAUUGCCAAGUCAUUUGCAGCAGCAGCAGCAGCAGCAGCAUCCACCGCAACAUCACCUGUCUCAUCCUCAGCCGCCGCCGCCACCACCGCCACCGCUGAUGCCUCCACAGCAACAGGGCGUGAUUGUUCCGGCACCGAGCAAGAUCAAAGACGAGUAUGCCAUUAAGCGAGAACUGAUCGCCGAUAGCAACGCCCCCAUGGAGUCGUCUUCUGUCAUGACGAAGACCUUGAGCAAAUCCGAAUCCUCGAAUUGCUUCUUUGCCCGGAAGUGUUCGUACGUCGUCAGACCGGUAUCGUCCGAUCGAACUAUGUUGCAGUACUCUUCCAAUAUGGCCAAUAUGAUGCUGCAGCUUAGGAUUUGCUGCUUCACGUCACCGGAAGCUGGCACGUUUUAUCAUGAUCGCUACCACCUGGAGCAGUUUGUCCCGAAUGAAUACUGGAAUGUCCCGUUGAAUGAUGUAGUUCAGCAGAUACUGACGCAGGGAUGCUUUGUCGUGAUCGGGAAUGUACUUCCAUUCGGCAAUGACGGCCUUCUUCAGGACGUCGGCAGCCUCGAACAGUACCAAAUCGACGACGGAUUUCUCCAGGAUGGUCUGGCACAGGACUUUUCCGCCUUAAAAAUGUCCUUAUCGCACAUCAAAUCGCUGGUGGAAAACUACUCCAAAGUUUGUCGCUUCUGCUUGCAGUCAAAUUCACAAGAUCUCGGCAAUCUAUACGAACAAAUCACCGGAAAAGCCGACAUCGUUACCAUCAACACUACCGUCCGUAGCGUCCUGACGAUACUCGGAAUUCAGAUCACACAAAACGAUGUCUACCCGAAUCUCAUCUGCGGUAGCUGCCGGGAUUUGCUACACUCCAUUCAGAACUUUCGCGAAAGGGUACAGAAAUCGAUGCAACUCUUGGAUCAGGCUAGGCUUUUGAAGGAAUUUCCCAAUGCAAAGUUUGACGACGAACCAUCUGAGGUGGUGAAGGAAAAAAUCGAAUUCGAGGAACCCACCGCCCUGGAUGUGGCAUACGAAGUGAUGGUUGCUUCCAACGGCGAAGAUGUUGGAUCGGUCGCUGAGGACACCGAGGAAACCGUCACGCUAGAUGGCGGAGACGAGGUGAAGCUGGAAGUGGACGUCGAGGGAAUCGAACCGGAAGCGGCAAGCGAGUAUGCCGAAACGGAAUGGGUAGUUUAUGAUGAGUGUGAACAGAAUGAACAACAGCAAGCGGACGAAACCGAAGAGGUUUAUGUGGACGAAGAAUACAUCCAGGAGAGUUUGUCGGACGAGGAUCGGGUAUCGGCAACUUCCGAGGUGACUCAGAUGCUACACGGAGAAGAAGACGAAGAAAUGGAGGAGGAGGAGGAAGAAGCAGCAGAAGGAAAAGAGGAAUUGCCUGAAACGAUACAACCACCGCCUAACAAGAAUUGCCCUAUAUGUGGCGUAACGUCCACGGCCAUGGCGGUACAUAUGCGAACUCACACAAAAAUCCGGCCAUUUACAUGUGGAACGUGCGAAAAGAAGUUCUACACCAACGCCAAGCUCCGGUCGCACAUAGAAUCGGUGCACAUUGGAGAGCGGAAGUUUUCCUGCGAAAUCUGCGGGAAAGCGUUCGUGCUGAGGAAGACUCUGAACGCUCACAUGAUGUCGCACGUGGCGGAAAAGGCCUUUGUGUGUUCGGUAUGUUCCAAAGGGUUCCUGUUCCGGUGGGCACUGGUAAAGCACGAACGGGUUCACACGGGAGAGCGGCCCUACGUGUGCACCUUGGAUGGGUGUGGGAAGAAGUUUGCUACGUCUUCCAACUUAAGUCAACAUCAGAAGACGAAUACCCACUGGAAGAAUCCUCGGGAGGAUAUAUGCCAGGAAUGUGGUAAGUCGUUUCAGAAUAAGUACGCCCUGAGAGCACAUCUGAGGAGCCAUCACGGUGCGAAGAUCGUGGGAAAUAGUGAGUAACAGCGUCUGUUUGGGUGUAAUAAGAAGGUAUCCUUUAGUCAGAGUAAA